ACAUUGUAGCGCGACGAGCGACUCGAGGACGGUCGCCACCCAUUCUCGUUCCCCGUCAUUCUUCAGUUGCGCACCGCACGAUCUGUACUACGCUCGCUAUUGCCGGACAAAAAUGAAUUACACAUAUUAGUGUGCUAAGGUUUCAAGUGUCAGUGCUAGUGAUUUCAAAUCUUAAAUUUUCAUUCGAUCUACAAGAAUUUACUUAGAGGAUGAUGGCUCCCGAGUCAGUGGUGACUGUUGAUAACAUUAAACCUACACAGCAGCAGGCGCCACCGCAACAGCAGCAAGGCGGUGCGCUUGACUGGAUUAAAAUAAAUGUUAAUUACUUCAAAACGCCACCCGGUAUAUUGAAAAUUAUUCAAUUGGUGUUAGGUAUUUUGUGUAUGUCGUUGGGCACUCCAUGGGCAUCUGCGUGGUAUGUCUUCGUGGCUGUCACCGCUUUCAUCACUACUCUCAUGUGGAGCUUCGUCUAUCUGCUCAGUAUUCGAGAGGCUCUUAAGAUACCCAUCAAUUGGGUACUAUCAGAACUCAUCAGCACAAGUCUGGAGACGUUAUUCUACCUCAUAGCCUUCAUAGUAAUGUUCACAUCAGUCUACGGCAACUAUGGACGCAACGUAGCUGCUGCUGUUUUUGGUAUAUUUAACACGCUGGCGUAUGGUGCCAGUUCGUACUACUUGUAUCAGGAGCACAGAAGCAGUGCAACAGCUGCUGCAGCGUGAAAAGUCACUCCUGCGCCGGUGCAUCAGAAGAACAAUACUUGUUGUUAAUUUUAUUUUACAGAAAUCUUUAUAGUCUAUUGUACAGUCGUUUAACAAACAUUAUUUGACGAUUUUUGGUAAAAGAAAAUAUAUUGAUUUAUCUAAUUAAUUAUUGAUGAAAUUAUUUACGUAUUAUUGAAAAAAAAAAAAAAAAAUUUGCUACUUUUAUAUAAUAUAAAUUAUUACGAAAUCAAAAGGCCAUAUACCACUUGAGAACAAACUUCUAUACUAAAUUAUAUUUAUUUGGAAUUGAUUUAUCGAAUGUUUUUUAUGAAAUUAAAUAUGUCCAUAUCCAUUAGGAUAAAGCGUGACUGGGGUUUGAUUCAUAGUAUUAAAUGGGAUAUGUUUGAGGUUAAAUAUUUCUUUAUAUAUAUUAUAUGCUAAGGUUUCUCAAAUAUCACUUCUAGGUAUACUUAGUAAUUAUAUUCAUUGUUCACUGACGUUUCAAUAUACGGGCACUUAGCACAUUUUAUUAUUCAAUACGGUUGUCAUGAUUCCCUUUACAACUAGUCGCAUUUAUAGUAUGAAAUCGAGUGACUUAAAAUGAAUUUAGAAAUGGAUAGUUUACAAUAUAAUUUUCAUACAUACAUAUGUCGGUGUCGAAAAUUUAUAUCAAUAUUUUAUUUACUUAACUUUACAUAUUAUAUAUACUGUAAACAGUACCUAUAUUCGUAUUACUACAGUCAGCAACGAAAAUAAAAACAUAAUUAUUUACAAGUAACAUUGACGGUUGUGAAAUAAUUAACUUCAAAUUCUCGAUAUAAAUUCGAAUUACAAGUCAAUAGAACAGGAUUAUAUAAGUGAUCUGUUUACGGUGCAAAUUAGAAUAUACCAUAGUAUUACAUAUAUACCUAAUAUUAUUUUUACAUUCUGUACUAUAAUGUUGAUUAAACAUGUGUCAACUGUUGUUAAGUUAUGAAAUAUAAGAUUUCAUACCUAAGUACCUAAUAUUAGAAUGUGAGGGUUAUUAUUUACACACUAGCUUAAUUUAACUAAUAUGUAAUGAGUUAAUAAAACACGUGUUAACAUUU
Molecule: messenger RNA, 1789 nt
Organism: Nymphalis io (European peacock)
Lineage: Eukaryota; Metazoa; Arthropoda; Insecta; Lepidoptera; Nymphalidae
Exons: 4
Coding region: 210-719 (169 amino acids)
Cellular component (GO): membrane
Source: RefSeq, a predicted model, not a curated record